CCACUUCGAACCCUCACCGCAAAAGAACUCACCCUCUGCACUAGACUCGACCUACGCACCCCAGUGUCGCUGCACCAUGAUGCUAGGUAUCUCUUUUGGCGAUAGCUCCAACAAUGGCUGAGCUGAAGAUCGUAGAGGGGCUUACCCAACAAGCUCUCCAAUCACAUUACCCUUCAAAGUGAGUACGAUUCCCCCAACGUCCUCAGCGGGGGCAGCAGCAGCAGCAGCAUGUGCAUGCUGCUCGAUGGGCGCAUUCACACGCCAAAGUUCUCAAUGCGCACGCGGCACCAGAUGGAAGGGCGUUGAUGAUCACAGAUUACCACUGCCGAUCUAGACGCAUGAGCAGAGCCCCAAAUGCGACGGGGCUUCAAAUUAUAUUACCUGAAUCACCUGAGCCUUUCUAUCUAGUUGCGCGUUGCCAGUGCGCACCGUCCUUCGCACGCGGUGAGAACAAGCGCUGACCGUUGCACACCCAUGUUGACACUCGCAGUAUAAUGGACAAUGGCGAUGGACUUCAGGAUGAGCGUCACCUGUGGACGUGCUCUUGACUUGCCUUGUCAAUCCGUUUGCGUGCCAUCCCGGGGUGAGUGUGGAAGCUUCGCAGUCGUAUCAGCUGGGUCAAGUUGCGGGCGCAGCAGAUGAGCAAUGAGGAGAAGGAUGGAGGAUGACGAACAAGCUUAAACAAUCAACAAACUAGAGUCGCAGGCCUUUUGGUUCCUGAGAACAGCGCUUUCUGAAUCCUUCUCCUCUCUGUCCCUACGGAUCUGGUCACUGCUAAGCAGAUCCUCUCGUGAUUGAUGCAUACUAUGGAAGCGACGAAUGUAUGCUGAUUCUACUCGUCUUGCCUCCAUCAAAGGGCAUUGCUUUACAGGCGCUCGCUAGCAAGCGCCCCGUCGGCCAUCGCAGGCAAUGCUGCCAUUCGCGUAAGUAAUCGCUAGGACACGGCGCCAGCAGGCCGGGAUGCAGUGAUGGUGCACAAUUAUCCCUUGCGAGGGUUGAUUGCUGUGAAUUACCGACGUGAAACGUGGCUUCCUUCGCCGGGGGUCGCGCUGCCGACAAUCUUAGGCUGAUUACUGAGCAUCGCCGGCCAGUCGAGUCGUCCUCGCGUAUACCCAAGUUGUAGCUAGUGUUGGGCUGACCGAGUCUUUCUCGACGUCAUCUAGUGCAUAGGCUUAGUGCUUGCCAAGAAGGAGGCCAGGUCUGAUGACAAGCCAAGCGUGCCGCUAAUCAAAGGGUGAGCACGAAGCGUUGUUGCUACCCUUCUCAAAUGAUGAGACCAAUCAAAUCACGACGGUCUGCGUACACAACACGUGGCGAAAUUGCCCGACUCUAAACCCAUUUUCCGGGCAUCACUCUGAACCUCUCUAGAGCCUUCGAUGAGCAUCGUUGCGGAUGAUACGCGAGCUGACUCACGCUGCGUCGUCUUCUCAGGUGAAAAUGCGACAGAUCGAUUGAGAAGUAGAGCCAGCCUUGCUUUGCGCGUGUCAAGGUGAGACUGCACCUCCGCACGCAUCACUUCCGGCGACGAGGCAACCGAUUUGGCCAAGAAUCACAGCCUCGAUGUCAUCACUGCCGGCCGCUAAAUGCAUGGUUUCGUGCUGGCGAAUGUGGCGUCGAAUGCGAGGAUGGUGUUCACGGCUGCUAGUCACUUGUUGGUGGUACCUCGGCCGUCUCUAUGCAUGAGGAGUUCGAAUGGACUAGCCUUCCAAAGUAUCCCCUUUUCCCAUCCACUCACGGCGCCGGUGUCCUCUCCGUCGUCUUCGGAUGACGUGUAAGAUGCAACAUCGUCAGAUCAGGGGCGUCAAACCUAAGAUCACCCUUCGGGGUAGGAUUAGGAAAUGUGCGCAGCAACUACGGUAUCCCUUGUCGGCGGCGACCUAGAUCAAUAUUUGCUCUCUCAAACGGAUACGCUGCGUAUGGCAUUGUUGAUCGCAAGGCGCUUGAGCUUUCGGGCGAUGGCGACUUGCAGAUCCGGUGUUGCGGCUAUCUAGAGGAGCGGAACGUGGCCUGAUUUCAUGUCGUAGGAGGAAGUCACUAUGUGGCCAUGCCUCGGCUCGUCACAACCCAGGCACUCGACAUUCUUUCGAUGUGCCUCGCCUCCAACUCUUGCUCGCUAUUUCUUGUUCGCGAUUCAGACCUGCGCUUACGCAAUGUUGCCAUGUGUCGCUUCUGCACCUGUACUAGCAUCGCUUGCCACCAAUGAGGAUAAGACUUGUCAACACCAUCAGCACGCAAUCGCGCCUCGUCGGUCGCCGCCUGCGCUCGAUGGGCAUGUGCAGCACAGAUUCCCCCAGCUAGGGCGAUAAGACGACUGAAACCGGCUCCGAGGGGAUUGACGCGGGUCAUGCAUCUGUGUGUGGCGCGACAGCGAUGCAGAAGUAGAGCUCGACUGCUCGUCCUCGUACGUCUGCGCGAAGUAGACCGUUAUAGGCGCCAGACGAAAACGAUUGGCUAGCUUGCCCCGAAGUCGCGCGAGCCUCCUCUCGCCGUGUCUUGCUUUCGUUCUAUCGUGGCUUGUCGGACGCGGCGGAUUUCAGCAAUGCCACUGAAGGCAAAGGGCACACUCGCCACAGGGCUUCUGCGCGAAAGCGCUUGACAACGCUCCACGGUGCCCAGCUUGCGGUCGACGCUCAUCACUCUGCGCACUCUGCGCACUCUGCGCACUCAAGGGCCCGCCCAGUGCCGCCACCGGGAGUUGACCAUACUUGCGCCAGUAUGGGCGAUGUGUGCGCCGAAAAAAGCGUUCCGAUGGCAGUGGCGAAACGAACGUGCUGGGGCGAGCGGAUGCGAGCGAAAGAUGGCCUUUGGUAUUUAGUCUAGCUCUUGAACUGCCAUAUGUUAUCCCCGCAUGUCCCUUCUAAACAACCCGGCAUAGUCUGUCCUGGCUCAGCCGGUCUGAGUCGACAGCGCAAGCAUCUCGCUACGCACUUUCCAUUACUCUUCAACACUGAGCGCAGGCCGCAGAGCUUUCUUGCAAUCCUUUGUCGACAAUCCGGCGCUCGCAUGCGACAGAGCGCGCUUUCUUCGUUGGCGUUGGAGAUCACGACGUCUUACGAGUGUAGAGUCGUUCCUACUGCCCUUUUAGCCGACUCGCACUCACAGCUCUGCCUCAGGAGCUGAUCUUGCCCGUCGAUAUUUGCGAU
Messenger RNA from Ceraceosorus bombacis, 3143 nucleotides. The record is from the annotation of a GenBank genome assembly. Lineage: Eukaryota; Fungi; Basidiomycota; Exobasidiomycetes; Ceraceosorales; Ceraceosoraceae.